Messenger RNA from Canariomyces notabilis, 396 nucleotides. RefSeq lists its product as uncharacterized. The record is from RefSeq and is a predicted model, not a curated record. The transcript is spliced from 3 exons. Lineage: Eukaryota; Fungi; Ascomycota; Sordariomycetes; Sordariales; Chaetomiaceae. The coding region runs from base 1 to 396 and encodes 131 amino acids.
AUGCCGCUGCACAUUCAUGCCGCCAUAGGCCGGGAGAUCACUGUUGUCGACCGGAUGGACCUGCACCUCUGGACAAGGGAGGGGAAGCUCCUCGUGAAGCCCAUCCCUCGUUUCCUUGAUCCGGCCGUUUCCAGAGAAACCUCCGGUGUCCCGACGACUCUUCCUCUACUGGAAGACCUUAGCCGAGAAACUCCUGUGAAUGCACGGGCGCGGCCCGGAUGCGGUCCAUCCGCACUUUCUGCGCACCGAGCUCCAUCCUUCCGCAUUAACAUCAUCCACUACUUCACCCGUCUCCCGCCCUUUGAGCCCUACCUCUGUGGUCGGCACAGCUACGGCAGCCUCUUCCGCGACAACCUCACCUCGAUGGCUGCUGCGACUACUUCGCUGUGGUGCUGA